GAUGACGGUGUCAACCACGGUGAAUACAAACAGCGAUGAUGAUGCUCGGAGGUAUGUGAUUGAUACCCCUGACUAAUAUCGUAGUACCAGUUGUCAUAGCAAAUAACUGGAAGAUUGGGAACACGUUGAAGAUGGCAGCUGCAGAAGAGGCAUAUAUACCAGCUGCAAAAUUAGCAACUGAUGAAAGACUGGAGUGGGUUCCACUAUCCUUAACACUAGUAGAAUAUCCCCAAGGGGAUUGGUUAGGCAAACUGCUAGCUGUUUCCAGCUUACUACCAUUUGGAAUCCUCUCAGGUUUUGUAGCUCUCAUUCUCUUCCGUAGGGAUUUGCACACGAUAACAUUCUUCUUUGGCACAACAUUAAAUGAAGUCCUGAACCUAGUGCUCAAGUACACAUUCUGUGAAGCAAGACCAAUGCAGAGGAGUGCCCUGUAUACAGAAUAUGGGAUGCCAUCAUCACAUUCCCAGUUUAUGUGGUUUUUUGCUACAUAUAUGGUAUACUUUGUGUUCAUACGGUUACAACAUAUGAAUAAUAACAGUUUACUAGAAAAUGCAUGGAAGACCGUGAUCACAGUGGGGUGUGUUUCUAUGGCAGCAUUGGUGACUAUCAGCAGAGUCUAUUUGCAGUACCAUACAUGGAAACAGGUUCUCAGUGGAGCACUGGUUGGCUUUCUCUUUGGCUCACUCUGGUUUGCUCUCACCUACCUGAUAUUUACACCUGUGUUUCCACUUAUUGUCUCGUGGCGAAUAUCAGAAUUUUUGCUUCUGCGAGACACGACAUUGAUACCCAAUGUUUUGUGGUUUGAGUAUACAAACAGUCGACAGGAGGCUCGGGCCCGAAGUCGCAAGUUGGUCUCCAUGAAGUCCCAAUGACAGCUGCUUGGCUUCCCCAGUCAUAUUGUCGGUGGUGGAGGCCUAUUGCAUAAUCUCAUUCAUUUUUACUGGGCCCGCAAGAGGUAGUAACUCAGCCUUGGGCCAUGACUUGAUACUGCCUCAUUUGAUUUGAGGCUGUAAUUUAGUGCUGCUUCACUCAGUUGAAUGAGGGGCAGCGACUUGUUACUGCCUCAUUCAAAUCUUACAGAUUGAUGAGGUAGCAAAGCCUCAUGUAGCUCUGUGGGAUGACUAAAGAUAGUGAGUCAGCAUUGCCUCGUUCCAUUCCAAUGGACGACAUGAGGUGGUGCCUUGUUCCAAAAAGACAUAAAGGAUAGUGAAUUCCAGGCUCUCGUAUAAAAGCAGCAUUGUUUGGCAGCUGUUGCGGAGUAUCCUUCAUUUGGAUUCUUGUAAAGACAAAUCAAGUACAUGGUGCAAUGGUUAAUUUGAAGUCUGCAAUAAAAUGGAUUUAAGUUGCAUUUAUGUUGUAUCUUGCAACAGAUGAACAGAUUUGGGACCUUAGGGAUAUGACAGCACAAAACUUUAUCCUUCAAAGCACAAAGAGUCAGAAGAAGUUGUGUCAUUGUAGUGGGACAUCAGUUCAGAGUAGCAGCUCUGACUCCGGAAGCAUAUAGAUGCUUCCAGAGAUUGCAAGGUUUGAAGCCCAUUCAGGACAUUCUUAAUAUGUGUGUGUGGUGUUUUCAUUACAAUUCAUCAUCAACUUUUCAUCUCAGCUAGUUCCAAGGUAGCACAAUCCAGUAAUGACAAAAAGACAAAAACUAAUUUUGACUGAAUAUUUAUUUCUGUUUGAAAAUUCAAGUGUCUAGCAGUUUAUUGAUUUAAAGUGCUUAGCUGUAUCUUUACAACAUUGCCUGUUAGAAACCAGAAUAAGAUUUUAAAAAUGUGAUUUGUGAUUUUUUUUAAUUUUUUUUUUUACUAUGGGGAAAUUUUGAAAUUAUUGGUAUCUGUUGUACAUUUAUUUCGGUGUGAGGGUUGUUCAAAUGAAAAGCAUUUGCGUGAUUGGCCCCCUAAAGAAAGCAAAAAAGGGCUGUAGAUUCUGGUUGGACGAAGACGUGAAGGUUGGAGUCAUGCGGUGGUUCCAGCAGCUGCCCAAGCAGUUCGUUGUAGAGGGGGAUCCAGCAGCUGAGGCAUCAGUGGAACGAGUGCGUGCCUACCUGCCAGCCUGUGGAAACUAGAUUCAGUGGCUUCACUCCUUCGCCCAGAAGAAUCUGGAAUGGUUUUCAAUUGAACAACCCUCAUUUGUGCAGGGGUUGAGUGUGAACCCUUCCUCCACUACUUAUUCUCCAGUGGUGUACUUAAAUCAGUCACAUGUAAGCAGUUAUGGGGGACUUAAUAAAAUAUACUUGAGCACAGCUCAGCAAACAAGCUGUUUUGUGUAUUUGACUGUGAACUUUGGGGUUAGAUAAUAUUGUGGCUGUAACAGCGGAAAUGAGUGGUUUGAAAGAGUUUUCUUAACGUAAAUCGUACCACUCCUAAAUGUACCAAAUUCCAGUCUCCUGUCAUAGUUUGGAAUGGUACAGCCAAUGCAGCAUCUUCACUUUUGCUGUAGGUAAGCAGGUGCCUUACUAUUUUUACAAUUUGAGAUGACAGUGCAUUAUUUUGCUUCAUCCAACCAUUCCGCUGUGGGGAAAUGUUCACAGAAUGAAUGAUUUAGUGUAUGAUUACAUGUAAAGAAUGAUAUUUAAAGAAAUAAAGUUUGAGUUCAAAAUGGUA
This is a messenger RNA of Cryptotermes secundus, 2603 nucleotides long. RefSeq names its product dolichyldiphosphatase 1. Gene Ontology annotation, biological process: protein N-linked glycosylation; lipid biosynthetic process. The record is from RefSeq and is a predicted model, not a curated record. Lineage: Eukaryota; Metazoa; Arthropoda; Insecta; Blattodea; Kalotermitidae. The transcript has 6 exons. Gene Ontology annotation, molecular function: dolichyldiphosphatase activity. Gene Ontology annotation, cellular component: endoplasmic reticulum membrane; intracellular membrane-bounded organelle. Bases 132 to 872 code for a protein of 246 amino acids.